Molecule: messenger RNA, 3530 nt
Organism: Leptidea sinapis
Lineage: Eukaryota; Metazoa; Arthropoda; Insecta; Lepidoptera; Pieridae
Product: subtilisin-like protease 2
Exons: 13
Coding region: 129-3449 (1106 amino acids)
Source: RefSeq, a predicted model, not a curated record
GUGUCCUAGUUUUAUAUUUUUUUUCUAUUUUAUUAAUAAUUUUACUUCAGCCUUAUAAAAUGUUAACAAUUGUUUGUUGUUAAAAGUGUUCAUUCUUUGCUUAUUAUGUUUUCAUACAAAUUUUUGUAAUGAAACGCCACGGCGGGAGAUCUGAUUUCGUUAAUGCUCGAUUAUCACACAAGAAAAUCCAUAAUAGGAAUCAGCCAAUAAAUAAUUUUGGUUCUAGUUAUUCAAGUUUUGAUCUAACCGAAGAGGUUGUUGAUAGUUUCUACAAAAGUGAUGAGUUUAAAGCUUUAUCAAAUACAUCAGACUCAUUUAUUAGAAAACGAGUCACUGAAAAGGACCUCGUUCCAUCUUGCUGCACGUUAACUAAAGAUAUAAGAUAUGAAGGACUGCUGAAACCGUUAAUAAAAAUUACUGUAAUACCAAAUUUAAAAUUAUUUAAACAUAUAAACACCAGAAAAUACUUUCGCAGCUCUGCGUCUAACGAAAACAACUCCAUUGACCGUGAAGUUUGUUAUAUUUCUCAAAAAGGAAGAAAAAACAGGAAAGAGAAUAUUUACGCGAUAAAACUCUCAGAGAGUGUUAAUGAUUAUAGAAAAAAUCAUCAUGAACAAAUGCACAUAGAGCAAAAUUAUAAACAGUUACUUGACUCAAUGAAUAUGGAUAAAAAUUUCAAACGGAACAGAAAGAAAGAACGCCACGAUGAGCACGAAACGCGUAGUCGUGAUAUUCAAAGGAACAGGAGCACGAGCAAAGAUCGAACACCACAUGCUGAUCCAUCCAAAAGUCGGGUCACCAUCUUUGGACAGUUGGGUUUGAACGAAAAUGACCAAUUUGUGCUCAACUGUGCUGCAACUGUCAAUGACGAAUCAGUUCCAACAAAUGUCACACAAAUCAAUCCAAUGCGAAGUUCCAAAAAUAUGGAAAACACAAAUAAACAGAAGAAUAGUACACAGUCAUACGAAAGAUAUAAAGAGCAGCCUUUUGAAUCGGAAUAUUCGAGAAAUUAUGGGAGCGAUAAAUGUGUACGAAUGGAAUCUCAAGGAGUCCAAGUAAAUUUUUGCAUUUCUAAAAAUAAUACAAAAGAUAAAAUAAUGUGUGAUAAAAUAAUACAAUGUGUAUGCAAUAAUGGUGAAGAGACAGCUCUAACAAAAAACAUAAGUGAAGGAAAUAUUUUAAAAGAAUGUAGAAGUCCUAUAGUAAUCAUAUCAGUAUAUCAAAAUCAGGAAAAUAAUGAUAAUAAUAUAGCUGUUACGGUUGAAAAGGGAAUGCAACCUCAAAAAAAUAUAAAUACCAAGUACAGACAUAAAGAUGAAAAUAAACGAAAAUUUGAAACUAAAAUAAUAAACGUGUCUAAUUAUACCCAAAAAUCGCGAUCUCCUUCACCAGUGAAAGCACAAAAAGAAAGCGAUCAAAAAUCAUUUAGGCCUAAAGUACAGAGUGAAGCUGAAUAUAGAACAAUAAAAAAUAAACCCAUAGUAAACCGCUUAGAAUCAUUGAAUCACACACCAAAUUUUAAAAGGAAAGAUAGAUUGGUAAAACAAAACGUCAAUGAAUUACAACGAAUGCGUUAUAACCAAAAAGGACAACCAUCGUUACGCACAAUGAUAGUUGAACGUUCUGAAACUAAAGAAACAGAAGUUCCGAAUACGUUCAAUACACGUAACAACCUGAAAAGAAACCUUAUUGACGGACACAUAAAAGAAAAAUACAGUAAUGAAAUAAUAAAACAUAAAAGCAAAGAAAGACGUAAACUACCAGAUAAAGAUAAUUCCAAAUUAACUGUUAAUAUAGAUGGCGAUAAUGAACAUUACGAUGUGUAUUUCCAACAGACUAAAUUCAACACUGAUUUAGCAGUCCGAAAAACCUUGAAAAAUUAUAUGUCCAAUAAACUUAUUCCUAGCAAAGAUGAAAAUCAUUUAUGGCAGAGAAAUGAUUCAAAACAAAGAACAAAAUCUUAUUUGCAGGAAAGCCCUCCUUCGGUAUCCAGAGAUAAUCAAAAUAAUGGAAGGAGAAUAUCAAAAUUAAGUGCAAGGGAUAGUCUUGAGAUUUCACAAAGACGAGGUAUGCAUAGCAUUACAUCGCCAGGGAAAUUAAAGACAUCAAAGAGAGACCAACAAAUAGGUGAAGCUAAUCAUUCUGGCCUUUCAAAUGACCCUAAAAAACAUUAUACAGGAGACAAUUGCUCAUUAGAAGAUCCCAUAGAAAGAGAUAAGGAAAUCAGAGAAUUACUAGGGUUGCUAACAAGGAGCAAAGAUGACACAAAAAUAUGUCAAUCUAAGGAUUGCAAUGACCAUUAUAUUGGGCCGCGUUUAAAGAAGACCAAAAAAUGGAGUUCAAAGGCAGUGAUGACAAGUGCGAGUGUGUCAAAAUUUUUCGCACGUAAAUACAUAAACACGAUGCUACUUAAGAAAAAAGAAGAUUGUAUUUUCAAGAACACUAAACAUGUUUCCGGUGAUAACAAUGUGGCAAAUAAAAAAUCACAGAUUCCAACUGACAAAGUAAAACCAGUUAAUCACGCUAAAAUCAUGUUAAAUCAUAGACAAUACGAGAAAAUUCGAAGAACUAUUAAUUACAGCAUUUUAAAGAAAUACAGCAAAGAUAGAAGAAGAAUCACAUUUAAACAUUACUGUAUUAUUUCAAUAGCGGAUAUCAAAUUAAAAUCUAGGAUCAAGAAAGCGAAAAAAAUGGAUAAAAUAAUACAAACAGGGGACACAAAAGAACAGUAUACUGGUACCGGUGAAGAAAAAAACGUGGAAGUAUUAUUUCAUAUGGACUCUAAAAAAGCUUCAGCUAAAUCUGAGAAAAUUGAAAGUGAAAUUAUGAAUGAUGUACAAACCAUCUACAAUAAAGAAGACGUCGUUCUUAAUAAAAAUACUGACUUCCCCGAUCACGCGUUACAAGUAAGAUAUGCAAGUGUAUCCUUUAUGGAGCAUAUUUCCUAUGCAUCUCUACAAAGCAAACAUCGCGAAUCUAGUUGCAGGAUGUCGGUUGCCAGAAUUAAUUCAAUGCAAGCUAUUUUUAAAGCUGCUAGAAAUUGUGCUACACCAAAUCUGGGAACGUCGACCGUAUCAUUGAAAUCAGUGAAAACCAAACAUUCUCAAAGUUGUGCUAAUUUUAACGGACCUGAAUGUAAAAGUAAAAGGCAUUUUCUGAGACGUCUAGUAUCAUGCGUAAUUAUGAAAACUUCAAAGUCCGAUGUAAACCGGAUCGAUGAUAGGCAUAUUUCAAGAUUUCCACCCCACCCACCAUCGGUGAACGAUGCUUCUUAUGACUCUUACUAUAUUAACACAUCGCUUGCACCAUUUGAUAUGACGUCAUCUUUAUACGAUACGUCUGCCUCGUUUUAUAGCAACCACACAAUUUGGCCAGCAAAUAAAAUCAAAAGAAGUUUCUUUAGUUCUGUUCGAGGCCUUUUGACGAAUCGCCGAAAUGAUCAUAUUUGAAUCAUUAAAAUAAUAGAUAUAGUUUUUAUAUUUUUUGCAUAUAGUUUUUGAGAAUUUUAAAUUAAAUAUUGUGGUAACGUA